Molecule: messenger RNA, 7198 nt
Organism: Lactuca saligna
Lineage: Eukaryota; Viridiplantae; Streptophyta; Magnoliopsida; Asterales; Asteraceae
Source: the annotation of a GenBank genome assembly
GUUUCUUUAAGGCGCCUCACCAAAAACCAACCAAACAAACCAAACCCCCAACCAAACCACACUUAAUUCCACCCCCCAUUCUGCAUUCCCCUACAACUACUCGCAUCUCUCCCAGAUUUCCGCCAUUCCAAACUCUGCUCUAUCUGUUUUGAUCUCUUCUUCUUGUCAAUUCUUUUAGCUGUUUAAAGCAGCUUAAAAGGCAAAAUCUUUAUGCCUCUUAUUGCAUAAAAGGACUGGACUCUUCUUACACUUCUUUACGUGUGUAUGCUGAGGUGGCAACAUGUCAGAAGCUCAAAGAUUAACAGUAAAUGGAAGUUUCAAUAACGGAAAUGGCUACAAAAACUUGGCGAUUUCACUAAGAUCACCUGCAACAAGAUCUGCCAUUGAUGAAUUCUGUAACGCACUCAAUGGAAAGAACCCAAUUCACAGUAUUUUAAUUGCAAACAAUGGAAUGGCAGCUGUGAAGUUCAUAAGAAGUGUAAGAACAUGGAGUUAUGAAACAUUUGGUUCAGAAAAAGCAAUUCUAUUAGUCGCCAUGGCUACACCAGAAGACAUGAGAAUAAAUGCAGAACACAUUCGAAUUGCAGAUCAAUUUGUUGAAGUCCCAGGUGGCACAAAUAACAAUAAUUAUGCCAAUGUGCAACUCAUUGUAGAGACUGCUGAAAUAACACAUGUUGAUGCUGUUUGGCCUGGGUGGGGCCAUGCAUCUGAAAUCCCUGAGCUUCCGGAUGCUUUAGAGGCAAAGGGAAUCAUAUUUCUGGGCCCACCUGCUUCAUCAAUGGCGGCUUUAGGUGAUAAAAUCGGUUCUUCUUUAAUUGCACAGGCGGCUGAUGUGCCUACACUUCCUUGGAGUGGUUCUCAUGUGAAAAUUCCUGGUGAUAGCUGUUUAGUGACAAUUCCAGAUGAUGUAUAUAGAAAAGCUUGUGUAUAUACAACAGAAGAAGCAAUUGCUAGUUGCCAAGUUGUUGGGUAUCCUGCAAUGAUCAAGGCAUCAUGGGGUGGAGGUGGUAAAGGCAUAAGAAAGGUGCAUAAUGAUGAAGAAGUGAAGGCGCUUUUCAAACAAGUUCAGGGUGAAGUCCCUGGUUCUCCUAUAUUUAUAAUGAAAGUUGCUUCUCAGAGUCGACAUCUGGAAGUUCAACUACUUUGUGAUCAACAUGGAAAUGUAGCAGCUUUACAUAGUCGUGAUUGCAGUGUUCAAAGGCGACAUCAAAAGAUUAUCGAAGAGGGACCAAUAACUAUAGCUCCAAAUGAGACAAUAAAGAAGCUGGAGCAAGCUGCAAGAAGAUUAGCUAAAUCAGUGAAUUAUGUUGGAGCUGCAACUGUAGAGUAUUUGUAUAGUAUGGAAACUGGAGACUAUUACUUUUUGGAGCUCAAUCCACGUUUACAGGUUGAGCAUCCUGUUACUGAGUGGAUUGCAGAAAUUAAUCUUCCUGCAGCACAAGUUGCAGUUGGAAUGGGAAUUCCUCUUUGGCAAAUUCCAGAAAUAAGGCGAUUUUAUGGGAAGGAUAAUAGUGGAGGGUAUGAUGCAUGGAGGCAAACAUAUGUUCAUGCAACUCCCUUUGACUUUGACAAAGCAGAGUCAACUAAACCAAAGGGUCAUUGUGUUGCUGUUCGUGUAACAAGUGAAGAUCCAGAUGAUGGAUUCAAGCCCACUAGUGGGAAAGUUCAGGAGCUAAGUUUUAAAAGUAAGCCAAAUGUUUGGGCAUACUUUUCUGUCAAAUCGGGAGGUGGCAUUCAUGAAUUCUCAGAUUCUCAAUUUGGUCAUGUUUUUGCAUUUGGAGAGUCUAGAACAUUGGCUAUUGCAAAUAUGGUUCUUGGGUUGAAAGAAAUUCAAAUUCGUGGUGAAAUCCGAACUAAUGUUGAUUAUACAAUCGAUCUAUUACAUGCUCCAGAUUAUAGAGAAAACAAAAUACAUACAGGUUGGUUAGAUAGCCGAAUUGCCAUGAGAGUUAGAGCAGAAAGACCUCCUUGGUAUCUUUCAGUAGUUGGAGGAGCUCUUUAUAAAGCGGCUGCUAGAAGUGCAGCCAUGGUGUCAGACUAUGUUGGUUAUCUUGAAAAGGGGCAAAUCCCUCCAAAGCAUAUAUCAUUGGUCAACUCCCAAGUUUCUUUGAAUAUUGAGGGUAGUAGAUACACUAUUGAUAUGGUAAAAAGAGGACCAGGUGGUUAUAGAUUAAGAAUGAAUCAAUCUGAGAUUGAAGCAGAGAUACAUACUCUACGUGAUGGUGGUUUAUUAAUGCAGUUGGAUGGAAAUAGUCAUAUUAUAUAUGCAGAAGAAGAAGCAGCAGGAACUCGUCUUUUGAUAGAUGGAAGAACUUGCUUGCUUCAGAAUGAUCAUGAUCCUUCCAAACUAAUGGCGGAAACACCAUGCAAGCUUUUAAGAUACUUAGUCUCAGAUGGAAGCCACGUGGAUGCUGACUCACCAUAUGCUGAGGUGGAAGUUAUGAAGAUGUGUAUGCCACUUCUCUCUCCAGCUUCUGGUGUUAUUCAAUUCAAGAUGUCUGAAGGUCAAGCCAUGCAGGCUGGUGAACUUAUAGCAAAUCUUGAUCUUGAUGAUCCAUCAGCUGUAAGAAAAGCAGAGCCUUUUCAUGGAAGCUUUCCUGUUCUUGGACCUCCAACUGCAAUUUCAGAUAAAGUUCAUCAAAAAUGUGCAGCUACUUUAAGUGCUGCAAGAAUGAUUCUUGCAGGAUAUGAUCACAACAUUGAUGAAGUUAUGAAGAAUCUGCUCCAUUGUUUAGAUAGUCCCGAGCUUCCUUUCCUUCAAUGGCAAGAAUGUUUUGCAGUUUUAGCAAAUCGACUCCAUAAAGAUCUUAAAAACAAGUUGGAAUCAAAGUUGAAGGAGUAUGAAGGAAUUUCCACACAACAAACUAUCGAUUUUCCUGCUAAAGUUUUACGUGGCAUUCUAGAGAGUCACCUUGGAUCUUGCUCAGAGAAGGAAAAAGGAGGUCAAGAAAGGCUGAUUGAGCCAUUAAUGAGUCUUGUGAAGUCAUAUGAAGGUGGAAGAGAGAGUCAUGCACGUGGGAUUGUUCAUGCUCUUUUUGAAGAGUAUUUAUUAGUUGAAGAGUUAUUCAAUGACAACAUUCAGGCUGAUGUCAUCGAACGCCUUCGACUUCAAUACAAGAAAGAUCGUUUGAGGGUUGUUGACAUUGUGCUUUCCCAUCAGGGUGUUAAGAGUAAAAACAAGUUGAUACUAAGACUAAUGGAGAAUUUAGUGUACCCUAAUCCAGCUGCAUAUAGGGAUAAACUGAUACGCUUUUCUACACUCAACCACACAAAUUAUUCCGAGUUAGCAUUGAAGGCAAGUCAACUUUUGGAACAGACUAAAUUAAGUGAACUUCGUUCAAGCAUUGCUAGAAGUCUUUCUGAAUUAGAGAUGUUUACAGAAGAAGGUGAAAAUAUGGAUACCCCUAAGAGGAAAAGUGCCAUUAAUGAAAGAAUGGAGGAUAUCGUGAGUGCUCCACUUGCAGUUGAAGAUGCCCUUGUUGGUCUUUUUGACCAUAGUGAUCACACCCUUCAAAGACGCGUUGUUGAGACCUAUGUUCGAAGAUUGUAUCAGCCGUAUCUUGCCAAGGGGAGUGUUAGAAUGCAGUGGCACAAAUCCGGUCUUAUUGCUUCGUGGCAAUUCAUGGAAGGGCAUAUCGAGGAGGUCAAUGUGUCUGACUAUGAAAUGACCGAAAAGCCCUUGGUGGAGAAGAAAUGGGGAGCUAUGGUUAUCAUCAAAUCCCUUCUUGUUUUACCCGAUGUGAUAAAAGCAGCUCUUAAAGAAACAACAAAUAAAUCUCAAGGCACAAGUCAAAACGGUUUAUCUGAUCCUAACAACCAUGGUAACAUGAUGCACAUUGCAUUGGCUGGAAUUAGCAACCAGAUGAGUUCACUUCAAGACAGUGGCGAUGAGGAUCAGGCUCAAGAGCGAGUCAACAAGUUAGCAAAAAUUCUCAAAGAUAAAGAAGUUAGCUCGAGUCUAAAAAACGCAGGGUAUGGAGUUAUAAGUUGUAUUAUUCAAAGAGAUGAAGGAAGAGGACCAAUGAGACACUCGUUUCAUUGGUCAGAAGAGAAUCUUUAUUAUAUUGAAGAGCCAUUAUUGCGACACUUGGAGCCUCCUUUAUCAAUUUAUCUUGAACUGGACAAACUUAAGGGGUAUGAGAACAUAAAGUACACACCAUCGCGUGAUCGACAAUGGCACAUGUAUACAGUUGAAGCAAAACCACUUCCAAUUCAAAGAAUGUUUCUUAGGACACUUGUAAGACAACCAACAAAGGAAUGGUUUUCAGGAUACCAAGGUUCUGACAUUGCGGGCCCACAAUCUCAGUGGACUUUGUCUUAUACUUCAAGAAGCAUCUUGAGAUCUCUAGUCACAGCCAUGGAAGAGUUGGAGCUUCAUGUUCAUAAUGCCACAGUCAAAUCUGACCAUGCUCACAUGUAUCUUUAUAUACUAAAAGAACAACAAAUUGAUGAUCUUGUCCCUUACAGCAGGAGAGUAGAUGUGGACCCCGGGACAGAAGAAGGGGCGGUGGAGUCACUUUUGGUGAAAUUAGCACGUGAAAUACACACACUUGUAGGUGUAAAGAUGCACCGAUUAGGUGUUUUUGAAUGGGAGGUCAAACUUUGCAUGGCAUCUUCUGGUCAAGCUAAUGGUGAAUGGAGGGUUGUGGUUACGAAUGUCACUGGUCAUACGUGUAUUGUACAUGUUUAUCGGGAACUUGAGGAUGAUAAACACAAGGUGGUGUAUCAUGCAACCUCUACAUCUGGCCCUUUACAUGGUGUCCCUCUCAACACACCUUUUCAGCCUUUGAAAUUACUCGAUCAGAAACGUCUUUUAGCCAGGAAAAGCAACACUACAUACUGCUACGACUUUGCACUGGCAUUUGAAGCAGCUCUUGAGGAAAUUUGGUCAUUGAGACUUUCUACUGACACCAGGCCCAAGGGCAAACUCGUAAAUGUGACAGAGCUCGCGUUUUCUGAUCCGAAAGGCUCGUGGGGCACACCUCUUGUUUCCAUAGAACGUGAGCCAGGCCAAAACAAUGUAGGCAUGGUGGCAUGGAUCAUGGAGCUUUGUACACCCGAGUUCCCUAAAGGAAGGGCAAUUUUGGUGGUUGCAAAUGAUGUCACAUUCAAAAACGGAUCUUUUGGGCCUAUAGAGGACGCGUUUUUCGAAGCUGUUACCGAUCUCGCGUGCGCCAAAAAACUACCCCUCAUCUAUCUGGCAGCCAACUCCGGGGCCCGCAUCGGGGCAGCUGAAGAGAUCAAAUCAUCUGUAAUCGCUCAUGAAGUUAAUCUCACCAAUGGUGAAUCUCGAUGGGUGAUCGAUACAAUUGUGGGAAAAGAAGACGGAUUAGGGGUAGAGAAUUUGAGCGGAAGUGGAGCGAUUGCGGGCGCGUAUUCCAGGGCAUAUAAGGAAACUUUCACGUUAACAUAUGUAACGGGUCGAACUGUGGGUAUUGGGGCAUAUUUGGCCCGCCUUGGGAUGCGUUGCAUACAACGCCUUGAUCAACCAAUUAUUUUAACGGGAUUUUCCGCUUUAAACAAACUUUUGGGGCGUGAAGUUUACAGCUCACAAAUGCAAUUAGGAGGUCCAAAAAUCAUGGCCACAAAUGGAGUUGUUCACUUAACUGUUUCAGACGAUUUAAAAGGAGUGUCAGCAAUCUUAAAUUGGUUAAGCUUUGUUCCCGCUUACGUCGGGGGCCCGCUUCCCGUUUUAGCCCCGACCGACCCGCCUGAACGGCCCGUCGAGUAUCUGCCGGAAAACUCGUGCGACCCUCGGGCAGCUAUUUGCGGGACGGUGGACGGGAAUGGGAACUGGGCCGGGGGUAUUUUUGACAAAAAUAGUUUCGUGGAGACUUUGGAAGGGUGGGCCCGGACGGUUGUAACCGGGCGGGCGAAACUCGGUGGGAUCCCGGUCGGGAUUGUGGCGGUUGAGACACAGACGGUUAUGCAAAUUAUACCCGCGGAUCCCGGGCAGCUUGAUUCGCAUGAACGGGUAGUCCCGCAAGCCGGGCAGGUGUGGUUCCCGGAUUCCGCGAGUAAAACCGCGCAAGCUUUGAUGGAUUUUAACCGCGAAGAGCUUCCGCUUUUUAUCAUGGCGAAUUGGCGGGGAUUUUCGGCGGGUCAACGGGAUCUUUUUGAAGGGAUUUUGCAAGCGGGGUCCACGAUUGUUGAGAAUUUAAGAACUUAUAAACAACCGGUUUUUGUGUACAUACCGAAAACCGGUGAGCUUCGUGGUGGUGCUUGGGUGGUUGUUGACAGCCGGAUUAAUUCCGACUAUAUAGAAAUGUAUGCGGAAACAACCGCAAAAGGGAAUGUUCUAGAACCCGAAGGUAUGAUUGAAAUCAAAUUUAGAAACCGUGAGUUGUUGGAAUGUAUGGGCCGGGUCGACCCGCGGAUCCGAGAGCUUAAAUUAAAGUUACAAGAAUUGAAAUAUGAUAAUUCGAUCGUGGAGCAGAUAAAGGCGCGUGAGAAACAGCUUUUGCCGAUUUACACGCAAAUCGCGACAAAAUUUGCGGAGCUUCAUGAUACUUCGUUUCGCAUGGCUGCGAAAGGUGUUGUGAAGAAUGUUGUUGAUUGGAACGUUUCGAGGUUUUUCUUCUAUAAAAGACUCCGGCGGCGGCUCGCGGAGGCUGCUCUGAUCACCACCGCGAGGGAGGCGGCCGGAGACACGCUUUCGUAUAAAUCCGGUCAUGAGAUGAUUAAGAAGUGGUUUUUGGAGAUGAAAUCGGAUGAGUUUUGGGGUGAUGAUGAUGUUUUUUUCACAUGGAAAGAUAAUCCCGAGAAUUAUGAUGAGAAAUUAGCCGAGUUAAGAAGAGAAAAGGUCUCGAAUCAGUUGUUGAAAAUUAGUAGUUCACAGUUGGAUCUUGAAGCUUUGCCACUAGGAAUUGCUAAACUUUUGAAAGAGGUGGAUCCGGCGACUAAAAGUAAGUUAAUUGAAGAACUCCGGCGAGUCAUCGAGUAGGAAAUGUAGACAAACUCAUCGGAAUAUUCCACCCGUUGACCGGUGGUUUGACAUUUCCAGCGAACUGAAAAGCCUUUCGAACGGUGUAUAUAAUGCAUGUAUUGAUAAGGUGAUAGGGUAAUUAAAAAUAGUUUGAAUUGUAUGAGGUUUAUUUUUCUGCAUAAUUUGUAUAAUACUAUCACAUACAUGUAUUGUUAAUUGUCUACUCUUAUUAUUUAUACAAAUAAAUGGAUGAAGAAUUCAUAAGUUGAAGCA